CAGAAGAGAACUUUAAAUCCCAUGUUGGAGAAAGAAAUAACACUAAUAUUCUUCUGGAAGCCCCACACGGUGUACGAAUACAUGCAAUUGACCAAAAUACAUCCAUUAGAAGAAGGAGAAGCAGCAGCAACAGAAGAAAUUGUUCAAAACAUCAAGAAAUAAAAAGAUUAAAGACGACAAUGGAAAGGGGUGAAGGAAGGGAGCUAAACAACUACGAGUUACAAGUAUCUUUCUCAGCACCUCAUGAUUUGGGAUUUGUACACUUUGCAGAUCAUAACCAGAUGAUGAGCUUCUUAGCUCCUCCUUCCUCACACUCACAGCUGUCUUCUCAAAUACCUCAGCCUCUUCAAGUUGCCGCCGCCACCACCGUUACGCCUCCCACCACCACCACAAACGCCACCGCUGCUGCCGCCUCGAAUAACAUUAGCAGUGCCCUAGGGUUUAACCACAAUGAACUUGUCAAUAGACCUUCUUGGAAUAAUGACCAGGUGGAAACACUAGAUCCCAAGGUUGUUAAUGACGAAAAUUGCAGCGGUAAUGCCAGCGAGGGUAACAAUUCAUGGUGGAAAAGUUCAUCUUCAGAUAAAGGAAAGGUGAAGAUAAGGAGAAAGCUAAGAGAACCAAGGUUUUGUUUCCAAACAAGGAGUGACAUUGAUGUUCUUGAUGAUGGAUAUAAAUGGAGAAAAUAUGGUCAAAAAGUUGUCAAGAACAGCCUUCAUCCCAGGAGUUACUAUAGAUGUACACACAGUAAUUGCCGAGUGAAGAAGAGAGUUGAAAGACUUUCAGAAGAUUGCCGUAUGGUAAUAACAACCUAUGAAGGUAGACAUAACCAUUCUCCUUCUGAUGAUUCAAACUCUUCAGAACAUGAUUGUUUCACCUCUUUCUAGAAAUACGAGAGAUUAAUUCUGUAUAUACCAUAUUAGUACCUCUUUCAAACCAUAUAUUGUCACAACGAAUCAUUAUAUUGUGCCUAUCUUCAUGUUACUGGCUUGGUAAUGUCAGAUUAGUCUUUUUUUCUUAUUAUGUAUGGCUUAACAUUGUGUCAAGCUCAUAAUUUAUGUAUUCUAUAGCGGACGAAUCUUG
Messenger RNA from Nicotiana tabacum (common tobacco), 1083 nucleotides. Its product is annotated as putative WRKY transcription factor 12. Gene Ontology annotation, molecular function: sequence-specific DNA binding; DNA-binding transcription factor activity. The record is from RefSeq and is a predicted model, not a curated record. Lineage: Eukaryota; Viridiplantae; Streptophyta; Magnoliopsida; Solanales; Solanaceae. Gene Ontology annotation, biological process: regulation of DNA-templated transcription.